UAAAGGUUAUAUUUGACCUUUGUGUAUAGCAACACAAUAUGGAAGCAAUGUGACAAUACCCGCUGUAGUUGGACAUAAGCAAAAAACUGUUCUGUGAAAAAACAACUCAUCGCCAUAUAAUUUACUACCAAGAUUAAAUACAGCAACAGCGGUGCAAAUCGAUAUUUUUUUUAAAAACACGUUUUUGCAUCAUGUACUUUCUGACAGGAGUCAGGUUGGGUGUGUGUGGUGGGGGGAGGAGGUGUGUUUCUGUACCCUGUUUCAGGGGGGUUAGGUCAUUAAGGGGGUUCAGCAGCUCGGGGAACGAAGAGGGUACGAGCGAGGGCACAGCUGCAGCGAGCAGUGAUACUGACAGUGUUUAUGAUGUCAUUGUUUCAGGAGGGGGAAUGGUGGGCACAGCCAUGGCAUGCUCUUUGGGUUUUGAUCCAAAUUUACAAGGAAAGAAGAUCCUCUUGUUAGAAGCUGGUAACAAGAAAGAGUUUGAAGUGCCAGAGAGCUACAGCACCAGAGUCAGCUCUAUCAGCCCUGGAUCUGCGACUCUUCUCAGCGGUAUUGGUGCCUGGGAUCACAUUCUUAACAUGAGAUGCAAGCCUUUCAAUAGGAUGCAGGUCUGGGAUGCCUGUUCCGACGCGAUGAUCACUUUUGAUAAGGAGAACCUGGAAGAUGAAAUGGGUUACGUUGUAGAGAACGAUGUUGUCAUGGCUGCCUUGACAAAACAGCUUGAUGCGGUUUCAGAUCAAGUGAAGGUUCAGUACAGAAGCAGAGCGGUGAGGUACACCUGGCCUCUCCCCUACCAGACUGCCGAGUCCAAUCCCUGGGUGCAGGUGGAGCUGGCGAGUGGGCAGCAACUGCAAACCAAACUGCUGAUUGGGGCUGAUGGACCCAACUCCACGGUACGAAAAGCAGCCGGAAUGCAGACAGUCCAGUGGAAUUACGAGCAGAGCGCCGUGGUCGCGGUGCUUCACCUGUCUGAGCCAACAGAAAACAAUGUUGCUUGGCAAAGGUUCCUGCCCACUGGACCAAUUGCAUUGCUUCCAUUAUCAGACAGUGCAAGCUCGCUGGUGUGGUCCACCACCCAUCAGCACGCAACGGACCUGCUCGCGUUGGACGAUGAGAGCUUUGUUGAUGCAAUCAACUCUGCAUUUUGGAGCAAUGAGAACCACUCCGAGCUGAUUCACACAGCGGGUACCGUGUUCAGAUCUGCCUUGUCCCUGCUCAUGCCCUCCGGUACCUCGCCACGCCAGCUGCCUCCUAGCGUCUCUCGCGUCGGCCCCAAAAGCAAAGCCAUGUUCCCCCUGGGCCUGGGGCAUGCCUCCGAGUACAUUCGGCACAGAGUGGCUCUCAUUGGGGACGCUGCCCACAGGGUACACCCUUUGGCUGGCCAAGGAGUGAACCUGGGCUUCGGGGAUGUGGCAUGCCUCACUCGACACUUGAGCCAAGCAGCCUUCGACGGAAGAGACCUGGGAGCCACACGACACCUGCUGGAAUAUGAGACCGAGCGCCAGAGACACAACCUGCCCAUGAUGGCUGCCAUUGACAUCCUGAAGAGACUCUACUCCACCAAGAUGGCUCCCUUUGUCCUCCUCAGAACACUCGGACUGCAAGCCACCAGUGCUGUUCCUCCUUUAAAAGAACAGAUCAUGGCCUUUGCCAGUAAGUGAAAUCCCUCAAGUCUUCGGUCAGCAUCCAGGCACUGCAGCGGUUCAGAAGAAGUCCAGGGCUGCUGAAUGUUUGCUGCUGCUGUUAAUGAAACACAUCGUCUAUGGGCUGUGCACAGUUGAAUGUACGGCUUGUAAAUUAAUAAAGUUAUAUUUUGAGAUG
Messenger RNA from Acipenser ruthenus (sterlet), 1821 nucleotides. RefSeq names its product ubiquinone biosynthesis monooxygenase COQ6, mitochondrial-like. The coding region runs from base 192 to 1661 and encodes 489 amino acids. The record is from RefSeq and is a predicted model, not a curated record. NCBI's taxonomy places the organism in Eukaryota, Metazoa, Chordata, Actinopteri, Acipenseriformes, Acipenseridae. Gene Ontology annotation, molecular function: oxidoreductase activity, acting on paired donors, with incorporation or reduction of molecular oxygen, NAD(P)H as one donor, and incorporation of one atom of oxygen; FAD binding; 2-octaprenyl-6-methoxyphenol hydroxylase activity. The transcript has 12 exons. Gene Ontology annotation, cellular component: mitochondrion. Gene Ontology annotation, biological process: ubiquinone biosynthetic process.